Molecule: messenger RNA, 4396 nt
Organism: Linum trigynum
Lineage: Eukaryota; Viridiplantae; Streptophyta; Magnoliopsida; Malpighiales; Linaceae
Source: the annotation of a GenBank genome assembly
CUCCUUAUAAGGAAGUUCGUUUGACAAUUAGCUUGAUUGAUUUGCCUCUAAUUGUAUUUAAUUUAGACAACAUUUGAUUUGGGUUCGGAAUUAUAUUUUUUUUCUCGUGUGAAAACGAUCGCAUCUCCAUAUAAAAUUAUAUUAAUAUUUUAUGACAUUAUGGUGGAAAUAAGACUGUCUGACUUUGUCUUUUUUGUCGUUCACUUAGAUAUAGAGCAUUAAGAUCGUGCAUACAUGUUGAAAUUCAGCUGGUUUUAAGACAAAAAUAGUUUUCCUCCCCUCCGUUAUUGUCUAAUUUUUGUGCGGUGGAUCAAACAAAAUUGUUCAUUUUUUUUUAUCAAUGUAGUAUGCUUGAUCUGAAUGUACCGAAUCAGAACGUACAGGCGUGGUUGGAUCUGAAAUGUUUAGUAUUUGGUCUGAUUCCCACUCUGUAUUGCAUCCUAUCGAUUUGGAUCGUAAAUUGUAUAUAUAAUCUGGUCUGGAUCAGACCAUACUGUUUCUCGACCCUACCUUAUAUACGGAUAUGUACAAGUGACAAUUUCCAAUCCAAUCCAAUUCAUCCACUAAAAUAUCCAAUUACUACGAUCCAUUUUGAAUCAAAUCCAUUUGGUUAGGUGGAUUCAUGGAUAUUUGGUAAGUUACAGUUUAAUACCGAUAAUUCACAUUCUGAUAUUUAAAAUUAAAAUUUUUAACAUAAAAUAUUGAAAUUUUACAUUUUGGUAUUCAAAGUGUUCGAAUAUUAUAUUUUAGUAUUUAAACGUUUUAAAAAUUUACAUAUUGAUCUAAUAUUUAGAUGUUACUUAGAUCCAUGAUCUAAUCCACCAAUCUAAAAAUUCAAUUCAUUUGCCACAUUUGUGAAUUCCAUUGACACUAGACUCUAGUGAAAUAUUAAGCGGAGGGGUAUCAAGAUUUGUUGAAAAUGAUAAAAGUGAUAAAGUAUUAGGGUAGGAAUGAAAAUGACAAAUUUUAGCAAAAUACGUGGACUAAAUAGGUAAUCAUGUCGUGGACCUAGAUGUUAACAAUAGAAGUAAGAGGACUAAAUAGGUAAUCAUGUCGUGGGAGGGAAGUGAAUCAGUCCGCUUUCUUUCUUGCAUUCUCGAGCCGGUCCGGGCGUCAACAGACUGACCCUCCCGUCCCGUCUCAAACCCUUGCCGCCGGUCGCCUCGAGUCCCGUCCAAGCUCCUCUCCGUUCUCCGGUAACCGUUGUGCUGCACCAUCGCCUUGUGCUGAUUCCUCUUUCCUCUAUUGCCUCGCUUCCCGCUCUGUUCCCAAGGGUUCUAAGGACUCGCGGAAACCUGCAUAAACAAGAUGUCAGAAAGAGACGGAAUAGGGUUGCACGAAGACAGUGAGGCCAUGGUGACAGAAUUAACUGGACUGGAAAUCACUGUUGGAGAGGCAAAGAAACGGAAAAGGAGUUCGAGCAUGGUGCGCCGUGAAGAUGAUGAUCGCCAGGUUUCCGUCGGGGAAAGACUCUACAAGAGAGUAUUGUUAUCAUUGGGCAAGCCAUCUUAUGUGCUUGGACUGUCCGCAAACAGCUUGCGACCUGACAACCGUAUCAAACUCAGAUUGAUCUUGAAGAAGUUGGUGAGGCAGCACGAUUGGGUAGCAGCAAGUGGAGUGCUGAGCGUGUUGUUGAACGGGACGCAAAAAGAGAGCUGUCCUGCUGCCAAUCGGUUCAAGUAUUGGGUCUUCAUGAAGCUUGUUCAGCAUAUGGAGGGUGAUUGUCUAAAUGCUACCAGUAUCGAUCGAGUGUUUAGUGCAUGGAUGUCAAGGAUAGGUAGUAAUGGAUCACAUCGAAGAAGGUCUGGUCCUAUGGAAGAGGAUCGUAUUGCUGUUCAAUUGGAGUCUAUCCUUUUGCAUUUUAGGCAAGGGGACGUUGAGGGGGAACUCAACAACGCUAAAAGCUUAGUGCAGGAGUACAAAUUUGAGAGUUACCCAAUGUUCAACAUGAUUAUUGGCAUGAUAUUUUAUCAGUUGUGGUACUCUAACAUUUCAGAAGACAUGCAACUCGAGGACUCGAAUCAAAUAUAUUGUACUAUCCCUUCAGACAUGGAAGCUUGCCAUCCGAAUUCCGUUGUAGCUUCAGGGUUUGUUAGUGACAUUGGUGGCUCUGAGGGAUGUAAUUCAGUUUUCAGUGAUGACGCUAAUGUAUCUUUAAAAUGUGGGUCAGAGACAUCCAUCAUGCAACAUAAACAAGUUUUUGCUGGCAAUGGUAUGAAUUUGGAUGAAGAAAAGAUUCAUACAGAAGAUGAUGUCAAUCAGUUCAGCAAAAGUUACCCUGGGGACUUCCAGCAUAGGGGCCUUUAUGCCAAUUCUGCUGAUGAGGUUUCCUCUGAUCAUCAUGGGGAAUUUGGCUUGCCUAUCCUUGGUAAUUGAUAUGCCUGAUAAAAAUACAUUUUCAUUGCCACAAUAUAUAUUCUCAGCUGCAGAUAAUUUGAUUGGAUUCAAAAUCUUGAAUUUGGUAACUUUUGGUCAAUAGGUUCCUAUAAUGUUUGUUAGGAUUCUGUCUUAGGUUACAAAUAUUUCUAUGAUUGGCUUCUAGAUAAUUUGAAUCCAUGUGAAAUAUCAGUCAUGCUAUAUCGUGAAAUUGUAACACGUAAAUGAAGCUUUUGGAGUACGGUUAUUUACUUGACAAAACACAUUACUAGAAAUUAAUCACCUUAACUACUCAGUAUAGUGGUAUAAAAAUGCAACUGAUACAGAAACUGAAUCGAGUUGUGUGAAAGCCUUCUACUUGAAGUUGUGAAUGCUUGUAUAUUCUUCAUUGAUAUUGUCGUGGUUACGUUGGUGUUCUGAAGGGAAUCUGGAUCUUUGGUUGAGGCCAUUACAAGCUGAUGAUAGUGAGUUGGAUAAAGUCAUCCGGGAUGGUGAAUACAAUGAAGCUGUGAAGUAUUUAUCGAGAGCUGCAUCCUCAACUCCACCUAUACUGGCAGCCUUACUUCCUUUAGUUCAGGUACUGUUAUGUAAACUGUAUUGACCUUGUCACUGAAAUUUGAUUGUUUGAGGAAACAUUUGUUUUUUCUUCAGAUGUUCUAAAUCUAAAUUCAAAACAGAAACUAAUUUCUAUUAGUUUCAUUUUUGCUAGUUGUUGCUGAUAAGGUAUGACUGUAAAGAGGCUCUAGAUAUGCUGGAAAACUUCUGUGACAACUCAAGCGCCUCACUUCCCCAUAGGUAUUUUCUGGUAUUUCUGAAGAUUCUGACUUGCCUCUUAAAAAACAGGAACACCCGAAGAUGUAUUUUCUCUUUGAAAAAGAAAAAAAAAAGAUGUAUGUUCUCUUUAUAGGAACCGUGGCUAUUAUGUGUGCUAGGAUCUAGGGUAUGCUUUCCAUUACCAGUAGCAGUACUAGUGCACAAUUGUCUAUGCUUGCCAAUGUAGAUCCUUGAUACUUGUGGUAAAUAUUGAUUCUAUAAAAAUGCUUGUAGCUGCAAGCAAUGAAUCUUUGUAUGGUUCAAACUCUUUUCUUAUAUUAUAGGACAGAUACGAAAUGUCUCUCUUCUUUGUUUGCCGUUUAGCUCUCUGAUGAUCUAUUUCAAGUCAUGAAAAAGCUUAUUGCCUCUGUGCCACUCUGUUUGAACUGUGGGAUUUGUUGGCUAUUGUUGUUGUCUUUUCUUCUAAAAUCAUUAUCUAUUUUGGGAUUUUGAUAACAGACUGAAGUCCUCUAUCUUGGAGCGGAUUGAUCCGAACAAUGCUGUCUUGCUUUCAAGAUGUUAUGAGGACACAUUAAAGAGUGAUCCUACAUGUAACCAAUCAUUGGCAAAGCUUGUGAGCCUACAUCAUCAAGGUUUGUCAUUCAUGCUCUGUCGUGUUAGGGGAACAAACACACAUAUGCCAAUUUUUCAUGGUUUCCACUCUGUUGCAUUAUGCAUAGGAAUCUAUGACUCGGAAUCUCUACUGGAAAUGAUAGCUCUGCAUUUAGAAGCUGCAACCGGAGAAAAGACUACCUGGAAGGAGUUGGCUUUAUGCUUUCUCAGAGCGUCUCAACAAGAAGAGGAUCAAAUGUCGGGUAUCCAUGGAAAUGGGAGCGAAGUUCCGAAACAACUUUCCUUUAGUUUUUCUAGGGUUCCCAGUUUCCUUAUAACUGGUGUAUCCGGAAAGUCAUGGAGACUAAGAUGUAGAUGGUGGAUGAAUAGUCAUUUUAGCAAGAGCAUGCUUGCAACCGAAAUCAACGCAGGUAUAUUUGUUUCCGCAGUGCCCCAUAAGAAGUAAUUUUGCUUGACAUUUUGCAUGGCGCUUGAUCUGAAAACUUCCUCUUUUCACCUUUGCAGGUGAUGCGCAGAUCGUAGCUUACAAAGCAGCUUGCGCAUCUCAUAUGUACGGGAGUGAGGCCAAAUAUGUUGUCGAAGCUUUUUGUUAUGUAUGUAAACAGAGUGAUAGAGAGUCGAUUUUGUUCUUGAA